AUGUCACACCCCUCCGGCGACGUCGUCGCUUCAAACGUGGAAAAGUCCAUCGUUGUGCAGGAAAAAGAACCCCUCCCAUCAGACUCUGUUCUGCUGUCUGACGAGAAAGCUCCACUCGAAACGGUGGUCAAGCUGCCCUCGCUGGGCUCUGAGUUGGAGCAAGGCGAGGAUGACGGCAGAGAACCCACGGCGGAAGAAAUGAAGAAAUUGCGCCACGUUUCCGAGAAAAUCCCGCUUCGUUGUUGGCUUGUGGCUAUCGUCGAGUUGGCUGAACGUUUCUCCUACUACGGUUUGUCCACGCCGUUCCAGAACUACAUGCAAAAUACGCCCGAAGACACCCCUCGUGGUAUUCUCGGCUUGAACCAGUCCGGUGCCACCGCCUUGUCGUACUUCUGGCAGUUCUGGUGCUAUGUUACGCCUAUCUUCGGUGCCUGGAUCGCAGACACCUUCACCGGCAAGUACAACGCCAUUUGUAUUUUCUGCGGUAUCUACUUGGUGGGCAUUAUCGUCCUUUUCGUCACUUCCAUCCCCGCUAUCGCUUCCAGAGACACCUCGCUUGGUGGUUUCAUUGUGGCCAUCAUCGUCAUUGGUCUCGGUACUGGAGGUGUGAAAGCCAACGUUUCGCCCUUGAUUGCCGACCAGGUGCCCAAAAACAAGCCCGUCAUCCGUGUGCUCAAGUCCGGCGAAAGAGUCGUCCAGGACCCCAACAUCACCAUCCAAAACGUCUUCAUGUUCUUCUACCUCAUGAUCAACGUGGGCUCGCUUUCCGUCAUUGCAACCACCACCUUGGAGCACCAGAUCGACUUCUGGGCCGGCUUCCUCUUGCCCUUGUGCUUCUUCUGCAUUGCUCCGCUUGUGCUCUUUUUGGGUAAAAAGUACUACGUCAAGGUGCCCGUGGGUGAACAGGUUAUCGCCAGAUCCUUCAAGUGCACCUACAUUGCCAUCAAGAACAAGUUCAAUUUCGAUGCUGCCAGACCUUCGCUUCACCCCGAGGCCGGCUACCCAUGGUCUGAAAAAUUCGUCGAAGAAGUCCGCAGAGCUCUCUACGCUUGUAAGGUGUUUGUCUUCUACCCCAUCUACUGGUUGGUGUACGGCCAGAUGAUCAACAAUUUCGUUUCCCAGGCCGGUCAGAUGGAGCUCCACGGACUCCCCAACGAUAUCUUGCAGGCCAUCAACGCCUUGACCAUCAUUAUCUUCAUCCCCAUCUGUGAGCGUUUCGUCUACCCCUUCAUCAGAAGAUUCACGCCCUUCAGAGCCAUCACCAAGAUCUUCUGGGGCUUCAUGUUUGCAUCCAGUGCCAUGGUUUACGCCGGUGUGCUCCAGCACUUUAUCUACCAGCAGGGUCCUUGUUACGAGUUCCCAAUGCAGUGUGCUGAGGAGUACAGAAACACACCCAACGAGAUCCACGUUGCCAUCCAGACCCCCGCUUAUUUCUUGAUUGGUAUGUCGGAGAUUUUGGCCUCCAUCACCGGUUUGGAGUACGCCUACACCAAGGCUCCAGUGACAAUGAAGUCCUUCAUUACUUCCCUUUUCCUUGUCACCAACGCCUUCGGUUCUGCUAUCGGUAUUGCUCUUUCGCCUACUGCCGAGAACCCCAAGUUGGUCUGGACCUACACCGGAUUGGCUAUUUCGUGUUUCAUUGCUGGAUGUCUCUUCUACACCAUCUUCAAGAGCUUCAACGACAAGGAGGACGAGUUGAACCAGUCGGACUACAUGGACGAGGACGAGGUGAACAUCCAUCCUAUUACCUCCAUCACGGAGUCCUUGGCCAACCGCUAA
Messenger RNA from Candidozyma pseudohaemuli, 1779 nucleotides. RefSeq lists its product as uncharacterized. Gene Ontology annotation, molecular function: dipeptide transmembrane transporter activity; tripeptide transmembrane transporter activity. Gene Ontology annotation, biological process: oligopeptide transport; transmembrane transport. The transcript has a single exon. The record is from RefSeq and is a predicted model, not a curated record. Bases 1 to 1779 code for a protein of 592 amino acids. Lineage: Eukaryota; Fungi; Ascomycota; Pichiomycetes; Serinales; Metschnikowiaceae. Gene Ontology annotation, cellular component: fungal-type vacuole; plasma membrane.